GUGAAAUAGAACAUAGAGAAGGUUCAUACUGCUUAUCGUGGUAAACUACAAGUUCCCUUCUCACUCUCCCUCCCACUCAAAAGGAGUCAGAAUCACUCUUGUUCCCAGUUUUCCAUUGUUUUCUCUUCUCUCUAAGAGAAAUAGCCCUCACCCUAGGCCUCACUCCAAAAUCCCAAUUUCUCCACAUUUUUUCAUCCAAACCAUCCACAAAUUUGUUCAAUCCUCCGCAAUUUUGAAGCAAAAUUGCAAUGGAGGGGCGGAGGAUAUCGGCAAUCCCUCGCCCGUGCGCCGGCCGGCGAGUUUCGGCCUCGAAGAAGCGGCCCCGUGUCGACGGGUUUCUCAACAGCGUCAAGAAGCUUCAGAGGCGCGAGAUUUCGUCGAGGCGGGACCGGGGUUUUAGUAUCAGCAAUGCCCAAGAACGAUUUCGCAACAUGCGGUUGAGGGAGGAAUAUGAUACCCAUGAUCCCAAGGGACCUUAUUCGCCGGUACUACCUUUUAAGAGAACAAAAGUUAUUGAGAUAGUGGCUGCCCGUGACAUUGUCUUUGCUCUUGCACAUUCUGGUGUUUGUGCAGCUUUUAGCAGAGAGACAAAUGAAAGGAUAUGUUUCCUGAAUGUGAGUCCAGAUGAAGUCAUUAGAAGCUUGUUUUAUAAUAAGAACAAUGAUUCGCUAAUCACUGUUUCAGUUUAUGCGUCAGACAGCUUUAGCUCUUUGAAAUGCAGAUCCACAAGGAUUGAAUACAUAAGGAGGGGCAAGCCUGAAGAAGGUUUUGCUCUCUUUGAAUCUGAAUCCUUGAAGUGGCCUGGCUUUGUAGAAUUUGAUGAUGUUAAUGGAAAGGUGCUAACUUACUCUGCACAAGAUAGCAUAUACAAGGUGUUUGACCUGAAAAACUAUGUUAUGUUGUACUCUAUAUCUGAUGAAAAUGUGCAAGAAAUAAAGAUAAGUCCCGGCAUUAUGUUAUUGAUUUUCAAUAGAGCUACAAGUCAUGUUCCUCUUAAGAUUUUAUCAAUAGAAGAUGGCACAGUUCUCAAAGACUUCAACCAUCUACUUCAUCGAAAUAAGAAAGUGGACUUCAUAGAACAAUUCAACGAAAAGCUUCUUGUCAAGCAAGAGAAUGAGAAUCUUCAGAUUCUUGAUGUUCGGAAUACUGAACUGAAAGAAGUUAACAGAACUGAGUUCAUGACUCCCUCUGCAUUUAUCUUUCUGUAUGAGAAUCAGUUGUUUCUAACAUUUAGAAACAGAACUGUUGCUGUAUGGAACUUCCGAGGGGAGCUUGUAACGUCAUUUGAGGAUCACCUGUUAUGGCAUCCAGACUGCAACACAAAUAACAUCUAUAUAACGAGUGAUCAAGAUCUUAUUAUUUCUUACUGCAAGGCUGAUUCUAGUGAUCACUGGACGGAAGGAAAUGCUGGUUCUAUCAAUAUCAGUAAUAUUUUGACAGGGAAAUGCCUGGCUAAAAUAAAUGCUAGCGAUGGCCGCCCCAAGGUUGAGGAGCGAAGGAGGAGGAGAACUGGCAGCUCCUGCAUGAUUAGAAGCACAGUUGCAGAGGCUUUGGAAGACAUAACUGCUCUUUUCUAUGACGAAGAACGCAAUGAAAUCUAUACAGGUAACAAGAACGGCCUGGUUCAUGUAUGGUCCAACUGAUGCCCUGUUUGCUUGAAUUUUGCUCCUGAUGAUACACGCUGCUGCUGGAGGGGUGCCAUUCCCACCAGGCUGCCUUACCAUAAAAGCACUAACUUGGGCAGAGUGUAUCAUGAAAUGAUCCAAAAGUACUUCUCUCUCUAUCUGUGUUAGAUUUGUCAUUCAACCUUCUGUUGAUGUUCAUUUUGGCUCAUUUAGGCUGAAUGAGAGAUAAGAGCUAAUGUACCAGUAGAUAUAUCAAAGCGUCUGUAGGAGUUUGAUUACCGAUCAUCGGAUGUACAAUAGUUUGAAUUUUUCUGAUUGUUUCUAAUUUGUUAUUGUGCUACCAUUGUGUAAUUGAAUGGGCAGAUGAUGUUGAAUUUAUUUGGGAAGUGGAGAAGCUUUCAUAUAUCAAUUGAAAGAACUUGAGUGUACCCUACAAAAAAUGAAGGGUAUAUGGGUGGUGGUUCCACU
Messenger RNA from Vitis riparia (riverbank grape), 2093 nucleotides. RefSeq lists its product as uncharacterized. The coding region runs from base 249 to 1643 and encodes 464 amino acids. Gene Ontology annotation, molecular function: protein binding. The transcript has 8 exons. The record is from RefSeq and is a predicted model, not a curated record. NCBI's taxonomy places the organism in Eukaryota, Viridiplantae, Streptophyta, Magnoliopsida, Vitales, Vitaceae.